AUGAGAGAUGAAGUCUUCGCAAGGAAAUUGGAACCUUGGAUUCACGCUGUCAUUAUGACAUGGUCAUUCUCGACUACCAUCAGUGGAGUGGUGAUGGACGCGUAUCACGAAACUGAAACCAGUCCAAGCUGCUGGGUGUCAACCAAACCAGGCGAAGAGUGUUGGAAUGAUAGCUGUGGUACCGAGAGACUAGCUUGGAUCUUUGGAGGCACUCCGAAUGUAUUCUGCUUGCUGUCUGUCACCAUCAACAACAUCCUAUUGUAUCGUUAUGUCCGAAGAACUAUUGUCACUAGUCAGAGAAAUGCCAGACUGCUGGAAGAUAGAAUGUUAAGGGAAUUCGGCCAAAGGGAUUUAUCAACUGCCGAUACAAUAAAGGAGUCUUUGAGUUCAUUGACCAAACAGGUUGCGCCGAGUCCCGAAAACAAGGAAAACAGGAUUGAAAAGCCAAUGUUUGCUUCCUUCAGGGGCACUCGUAAACCAAAGAGCAUUCUGCGGUCUUCCGACCGACUAUGGGAAAGGGUGCGACAAGUGGGUAUCCAGUCCUUCCUAUAUGUCAGUUCCUACAUUCUCUGCUUUGGACCGACUGUUAUCAGGCAAAUGUUGGACGGAAGAGGCGUCGAGAAGACGGAGGGAGCGGGAAAGAUCUUUCUUCCCAUGCUAUUCAUUCAAGGCGUACUCUUACCUUCACAGGGUAUAUUCUUCUGCAUCAUCUUUUUUCGCCCCAAGUAUUUGCAGAAUCGGAAGAUGCAACCCGACAGAUCUCGAUUUUGGGCCGCCAGCAGUGCAAUGAAAGUGGAGAAAAAAAGGGCCUUGGUGAUCCGGGAACCUCCCAAACCCCACCGACGUGGCACUGAUCACGGUCCAAAGGCAGUGGACGAGAACCAAGAAGUGGCGGAUGCGGAUGUUAUUGCAGGUGCUGGAUUGCGUCUCUCUGAAGUGUCCGACAGUAGCAGCGUUGAUUCCGUCAUGCCAUCUCUGUCAAGUCGGGUGGAUACUGCAUCAAACCAAACAUCAUCUCCAACAGGUCGAAGAUCGAUCAUCUCAAUCUUGAGUGGGGCUAGUCACCGAAGAAGCACAGCAUCCUCGUUUGAAGAAAGAACUGCUACAUCAAUGUCAUGUUCUGGUGACCUGAAGCUGAGCAAUUUCUCAUCGGCUGCCGAUCAUCCUGAAGGAUCGUCUUCUCAUGAAGCUUCUGAGUCUAGUGAUACAAAAGGAACGUUUUUUAGGGUGGAUGGCUUUGAUACUGUGAAUUCCUCACUUUACAGUACAUAA
Molecule: messenger RNA, 1272 nt
Organism: Cylindrotheca closterium
Lineage: Eukaryota; Bacillariophyta; Bacillariophyceae; Bacillariales; Bacillariaceae
Source: the annotation of a GenBank genome assembly